AUGUUCUAUCCGCUGCGUUUCGAUUCGGUGGAAGAAAUGCAACAACAUCAGACUAAGCACCUGACGGAGAACAAGUUUAAAUGUGAAAUAUGUAGUAAAGAGUUCCCCAGCCAUAGUUCCAUGUGGAAACACACUAAGGCACACACCGGUGAACGACUGAAACCGUUCAAGUGUCCCAUUUGUGAAAAGUGUUUUACACAACAAGCAAACAUGCUGAAACAUCAACUACUUCAUACGGGUAUUAAGCCGUACAAAUGUCCAACUUGUGAUAAGGCAUUUGCACAGCACGCAAACAUGAUGAAACAUCAGAUGCUGCACACCGGGUUGAAGCCGUACAAAUGUGGCACUUGCGAUAAGGCGUUCGCACAACAAGCCAACAUGGUCAAACAUCAGAUGCUGCACACCGGUUUAAAACCGUACAAAUGCAAUACCUGCGGCAAAGCAUUCGCCCAGCAGGCCAACAUGGUCAAACACGAGAUGCUUCAUACGGGAGAAAAACCAUUCAAAUGCAACAGCUGUGAUAAGGCUUUCUCGCAACGUGCCAAUCUGAAGAAGCAUGAGAUGGUGCACCUGGGUAUCCGGCCGCACACGUGUCCACUCUGCACCAAGUCCUACUCGCAGUAUUCCAACCUCAAGAAGCACCUGCUCGUGCACCAGAAGCAGGCACUGAAGCAGGAGCAGCAAAAUGGUCAAGUGACGGUCGUCCUGUACAAUUGCCAAACCUGUAAGAUGCAGUUCGAGGACAUCAUCGAGUUUGUGCGCCACACGAAACAAUGUGAUAUGAAUAACACCGUUCAGCACAAUGUGAAACUGGAGAGCAUCAAGAGCGAGGUCGACAUCGACGGUAGUUCCAAUUCGGGCCUCCAGCAACAGCAACAACAGCAGCAGCAUAUUAUCGCCAACGGUGGUGUUGUAGCGCUAAACGUUAGCCAGCACCAGUUACUAGCCCCUUCGCCAGCCCCACCGGCACCAGUCACCAGUCAAAUGCAUCUUCCGUCGGCCAUUCUAACGUCGGUCAUUUCAUCGUCGAUCGGCUCGAACGUGACCGCACACUCGCUGGCGAACUCGGUACACGCAGCGCACGCCGCUAGUCACGUGACCGCCAACGGUGGUAUCCUCAUCGCGGGCGGAUUACCCACCGUCCAUCCGCACGCCCAGCAGCAGCACACUCCGCCCGGUGUGCUCACGCAGCACACGCACGCACACGUGCAACAGCAGCAGCUGUCGCACCAUCUGAUCACCACCCAUCUGCCGCACCACCCGGGCCAGGAGCAUGCCGGGGCGACGGCCGUCGAUCUGCACCACCAGGUCAACUUCCACCAUCCGCACAUCACACACCUGCCGAAUCUGUCACACAAAAUCCUGUCGCCGCUGUUCCACAUUCCGACGUUCAACAACAACCACAGCACAUAA
Molecule: messenger RNA, 1413 nt
Organism: Anopheles cruzii
Lineage: Eukaryota; Metazoa; Arthropoda; Insecta; Diptera; Culicidae
Product: zinc finger protein OZF-like
Exons: 9
Coding region: 1-1413 (470 amino acids)
Source: RefSeq, a predicted model, not a curated record